This is a messenger RNA of Pocillopora meandrina, 11565 nucleotides long. NCBI's taxonomy places the organism in Eukaryota, Metazoa, Cnidaria, Anthozoa, Scleractinia, Pocilloporidae. The record is from the annotation of a GenBank genome assembly.
GUAGUGGCCUUGGAGCCUGCGACAGAAGAGAUUAGGCGUUACUUUUUGUACUUGGAAGAACUAAAAACAUCGUGAACAGUUUAAGGUUUACGAUGGAGAAUCGAACGGUGAAAGAGGCAUCUGUUGAAGGAGUGCAGCGACGAACCAAACCAAAAAAACACUUCGUAAGUUUUCACUUAUUAGCAUAUCUUGACUGAGCGAUGUCUGUAACGAAAUAAUCUGUUUUUGACAGUCAGUAGUUUAAAACUAGAUACGUAAAUAUCAAUGUGUUCAAAGUUUUAGCUCAGAAAUUCGGCAGUGAGGGAAUUUGUGUUUAACAAUCUUUGCGUGAUUCGAGUGAUGAGUGGUAGUGGCGAAAAAGUGUUUUUUUGGUGCUUUAUUUGUCAACUCAUCCGUGUAGCUCAGAAAAACAUAAAUUCCUAAAAAGGUAAAUAAUUGCUUGCCACGAUCUCUAUAUGUUGCUGAAGUACAUAACUAACCCUUGCUACUCUUUGGUUUGAUACUCUGCCAAAUUUGAACCUUGAAACAGAUGUAACAGGUAUGCAAAUUUGUGAUCAUGUUUGUGUAAGUGAGAAGCUAGCAACAUUUCUCUCCUCCCGAGAAUUCACCAACUACAGCUUACAGCGUGUAGCUGCUUUUUUCAGGCAAAGAAAAAGUGGCUAGUUCCGCUUAGUAUUAUUUUUUUUCCUAACAAAUAUUUAACGGAUUUGUUGCACAACAUGACAACGUGUUCAACGCUUGAGAAAAUUAAUUUUAAUAAUCGUUCUCAAGAUAGCUUUUAGCGUUUGUAAAGUAUCAAAUAACUGUAGUUGGCUCGAAGUUAGGCCAUUUUCAUAUGCACGCGAUUGAAAAAUUAUAGCAGUGCUGAUCAGGUUGUACCUUAAGAAACACCUUAAUCGGUAAAAUUAGUGUAAUUUCAAUACCACUAGCUUAGUAUCGAGAAUGUAAAUCUAAAAGUGUUUACAAGUGGAUUUUAAAAAGAAUGUAUUUGGGAGUAUUCUCAUUAAAAUCAAAAGUCAAAAUCUAUUCUGUUAAUGGACUCGCCUGGAAGUCUACCGGGUAACAUUUAAAGUUAUUAAUUAGAAAGUAUCGAGGUGUUAGUGACUUGUGAUAAGUAGAUUUUCAGAGGACCUUCUUCCGCUGAGGUUCCUCGAAAUUCAGUUUCAUUGAUAGACUAUACCGAAAAAUACUCUCUUUAGAAUAUUUGUGGCUUUAAAACACCGAAGGGAAAAAAUAUAUUAGAACUGUUUAAAGAGCUAAAACAAAUUGCAUCAAUACGACUGCAAGUGUAUGUUAUCAAAUGUGACGGUCUUGGCCUUCAAUUGGUACGACAAUACUAUCAUUUCAAUAGACUUAGGCAAAACUAUAACAUAAAUGGUUUCAUAUUUGCAUCUCUUUAAUCGCAAUAGCGUUAGACGUGUUGCAACUCUUUAUUCAAUGACUAAGAAAGACCUCAGAGGCCUGUCCCUCUUUAUAAUACUUCCAAACUUAUCCUGUUCGUUUUCAUCCGUUCUUACAGAUUUUUUGUGUGAAAGUUUCAUGGUCGGAUGGCACAGUCAACUUGGUAUAUCGCAGAUAUAGCGAAUUUCUACACUUACAGGUUUGUUGGUUUGUUCGCACAAAACAUGUUAAUUGAUUAGUGCAUGUAUUUACUCCUAUAAGAAUGGUAAUUUGUUUUGAAAUGGAGACAAUAUCUUCCCUUUAUGGUUGAUCCUUUGAAUUUUCAACAGUGGAAAGAAUGUAAUUUUUAAAUUUCCACCUGCUGAACCAUACAUUUUCACUUAAAAUAUUGAGCGAUUAAUAAGUUUCCAACGAAUUGGGAAAGAGAUAAUUGGAAUGAUAAUUGGAAAAUCUUAAAUUGGGGGUCAAUUAAGUUUCCUUGGACUCUCAAAUUUAAGGAAAUUCCUACUAUAUGAACUUAAGCUCAUAAUGUACCAAAAACAUGGCUAAUGAAAGGGAAAGCUUUAAAAACUUGGAUCCUUCGGUUUUGGCCUUCAACUUUGAGUUUAUUCUGCUCAAGGCUUGAAAAAAGAUGUGUUUUGGAACCAUUAUGGAUGUACUUUCGUGUCUUGAAGCAAUGAAGCCCUAGAAAUCUGGGGAUCUCUUCCAUAGUGAGUCUAAUUUUUAGUAAAUUUUUAUGUAGUAGUGAAUGAGGCAAUUCAGCUAAAUUUUUUUUCGUGGUUUGAUGUAAGCCAUUGCAUAUCAAUAGAUCAAAGACUUGCCUCCAAAACAUUUCUUUUUAAAUGUUAACUUAUUCUAUGUAUGAGGGCACCUCAUCAUUAAAAGAAAAGAAAAGGAGAAAAUUAAAGAUAAAAAAAUUAAAAUUAAAAUGAUGUUUGACCGUUAUCUCAUGCAGUCUUGAACUUUCAUUGUGCAGCUCACUUUUGCUGGGCUCAGCAGUCUUCUUCGUAUUGAUUGAUACUAUUCCUUCAAAGCUAUCGUGACCCAUUAACUAGGCAGAGAGACAAUAUUGAUUCUCGAUAGUCACGCACUACAAAGUACGUCAUACUUUGUUAACUACUAACGAACGAGAAAGAUUACUAAAACUUUUUUAUCUCUAAUAAGUUUGGCCUCAAAGUUGAAUCGUUGACAGGAAGCAGAAAUUUUUAUAGAACAUCUUUCGACAACACGAAGAUCGUGUUCCAUCAACUGGGCUAUGCAUGGACUCUUCUUUUCUGUCUUUUCAUUUCUUUGAGAAAACUGUCUAUGGGUAAUAUCUUAGAGAGAAUAAAUGAAAGGAAAUUACGAUACGAUCAAAUGUGAAGUACUUGUAAUAUUGUACUCCUGAUAAGUUUAUCUCGUUAGUGAAGCAACCGACAGCCAAGGAAAUAAUCACGACAGUAAUGAAAAAACUAGAAAUACUCUCUCGAAAUUUCUCCCUAUUUUCUUGAGGAACUGAUUUACAAAAUGUCACUUCAACUCAAGAGAGAGGCACUUGGAUCUUUCAUAGAAACUUUGAUGGGCAUAGGAGCUGUUUUGAAUCGAAGAAAAAGCGUGAAUAACAACUCACGCGUAUGCGUCAUUGACCUGAGCGCUAACUUAAGAUCGCUUGGCAUCCACUAAGUUCCUCACUAGAAUUAUAGACAACCAUGACGCUGUAGAGGAUGGAAAAAGUGAAAUAAAGUACUCUAUUGAAGUACGAGGCAAUAUCUAACCACUCUACUGAACCAACUUGAUUGAGAAAGAAUUUGCUCAGUAUAUGCCAAAAGUCUGUUUCAAGUGAUAUUUUUUCUUGCGUGAGCGAGGCGGGCAAUAUUGAUCUUUCAUAACAAGCCUUUUACACCCGCUCGCGUGUAACUUUAAAACAAAGAAAUCGCCUUCUGUCAUUCAAUCAACCGUAUCGUAGGAUAAAAUCGCAAAGCUAACUUUAAGGAAUUCAAUAACAGCAAGAGUUUUGGAGAGGAAUAGUCGAUGACAAUUCAGAUCACGUUAUUUUGCAAAGCUUCCUGAGCAACGAACAGUGUUUACGAUAAAUAAAAAAAAGAUUCGUCCAACAAUUAACUGAAGGAACCCCAAACAACUCAAUAGAUUUACUUGUCACUGGAUCAAAAAAAAUUUGAAAAACAAUCAGAACAACUUUCUUUGAGACGUGCGCAAGUUGAAAAAAAUCAGAUAAUUUAACCUAAUGACGUUGUUGCUGUGCUGACAUCAUAACUCCCAACGUCACCGACCUAAACAUGUCAGACCCCUUUUUUAUAUUUUGUUAAACUUUUUAAUCGUCAAACACCUCUUUUAAGGUUGGAAUGCAGCUCGGAAAAUAUAAUUGAUGACCAAUGAUGCCCCGCCAAUUUCCUUUACGUUAAAAUAUACGUUGUUUCUUGAUGUUUUAGUAGUUGUCUUCUCUAUGGUUCAAUCCACACUUUUGUUUCUCCGUUUCUUAACCUACAAAUUAUUUAUUUUUGGUAUUAAAAUGUUCCUCUAAUGUUCCGUACUGAAAUAAACUCUAUUUACAUUUAGUCCAUGAUUCUAGGUAGCCAAAGAUGGGACUUCCGCUAACGCGAGCAGAAAAAAAUUGUCUACUAACCUGCUCUGCUUGCUUUCCUUCUGAUUCUUUUCAGAGAUCCAACAUAAAAUUGAAAAUAUUUCCCGUCCAUAACAAUGCAGACAUUUCUGCAUUAUUGUACAAUUACCUAAAACACAGACACAACAACCUUUAAUCAAUUCUUGAAAAUUUGCGUUCGAGAAAUUUCGUCCCUGGUAACUCUUUUGUCCAAUAUUUGCGAGCGCCUAUGUUUAGGAUGGACCUUAAAUAGUAGUUUUAAUUUUUUGCUAAUUUUGAUUUAUUAAGUGAAUUUUUGUCUUUUUUUGGUGUUAUAGGCAAUGCUAUUCCAAGCCUUUCCCGGCUCAUUUGGCAAAAAAAGUGCUAAGAGACGAAACUUCACUCCACUGCCUGGUGAGACAGUAAACCUCGUUAUCUUCCAUUCUAUUUAGUUCCUUUUUCUAUCGCAAUUUAAAUAACUGCUUGAGGACUGAAUUCAAUCUAUUUUUCAAAAGACCAUUCCUUUUCUAGGUUGUUAUAAAUUUGCUCAGUCAGUUUUUUUCCCUAAAGCUUUUUUUCCUCACAAAAGUCUCUGUUGCUACUUGUCUGGACCCAAAGGAUGCUCGGGCCUAGACUACCUAUGACCUAAAUAGUCGGGACGAUCACAUCUUCUGCAUAAGUGCUUAAACAUUCAACUCCCAAGAUACAAUGAGAAAUUAUUCUUACUAAGUCCAAUUCAUUUUCUCGUAAAACAGACAGAAGAAUUUGGUCUUGUAUACGAUUAAAACCUUAGGUGGAUGAUAAAUCCUUCCGUCCUCAUGGCCUUUUUGCCAGAUAACGUAUUGAGAUAGCUAACGUAGAUAACGUAUAUAUCAAAGUAAGCCUGAUCGCACGGAUUUUUGGAAUAGUCGUCCAAAGUUAGGAAAAUCUGGAAGAUCCCUGCGGUCAUAUGGAAUUUAGGCCUUAACCGCCAUAAUAUUUAGAAUCUACAUUAAGCUUGUUCUUGCCUAUUUUAGAUUCAUUCGCAUCAAAGAUUACUGUCGGUGAAUCAAUAUUUACAAGAAUGGAGCUAGUGAGCUUCUUCCUCAAGGUAGAUAAUUUUUAAUGAAUUUUCUGGUGGGGGGCCAGAGCCUUAUAGGGGGAUCAGGUAAAUUUCAUCGUGACACAAGCAAUAUAAUCCAGCCGCCGCCACCCCUUCACCUCCUGGGCGAUAAACUGCUCAAUCCCUAAGACCACACUGGAGAGUAACCUGAAGCCAUUGAAAUUCACGACAGGCCUAAUUUCCUUGCUUUGUUCGCCAAAACGCAUUUUGGAUCCUGUUUCGUUGAAGGUGUUUAUUUGCCUCGGUACAAGGAACAAUAAAUGCUAUUCUCUCAUCAGGAUAUUCUUGCGAUGGAUUUCCAAGUGGCACAAUCACAGCACGUUAGAAAAUUUCUAACUCCCACGCAAGAGGAUCUUGAACCGAUAUCACAGCCACGGUGAGGUGUUUUCUUAUAAAAUAGCUUUUGGGCAAAGUUAUUAUGGAGUUAUCUUUCGUAUGAUAUCAUAAAACUCCAAAGAAAAUUUAAAGAGGCAAAACAUUUGUGAGGCAAAUGGAAUGCAAAGAAAAAUUCAAACCCUCUUGGUGAAGAAGAUCCUCAUGUUGGCUUAAUAAACAUAGGCUUGACAAAUGUACAGUAUUGUGUACAACGAUAUCAUAAAGAACAUUUCAGUUUACUUCUUUUGAGUGGGGAAAAUAGUGAAAACCUUAUUUUGUAUCUUCUUUCUCCAUAACACUCAGAAAAGUAAAAGUCAAGAAGGGGAACCGUGGUAGAAGAGGCAGUAAUUUCACACAGACUGUAAGAGGAAGGUUUACGAAGAAGACUAAGAUUUGUAAGUGAUGUUUUGUUCUAUCCAUCGCAUGAAAAAAAUAAUUCGAGCAUAAGUCAUUCUGUGGCGCAUGAGAAUAACCGCCCAGGUAAUCAUGUGAUGAGAGUGAUGAGAACGAGGAGAUGGUAAAGCUGAGUUGAUAGUGUUUGGAGUGAAUGCCACGCAGUUUUGUUCUGUCCAUAACAUGAAAAAUUAAUUCAAGCAUAAAUCAUUUUGUUGUACUUGAGAAAAUACCGGCCAGGUCAUCAUAGUGAUGCUUGUACCUGUGAUGAGAGUCAUACUAUAUUUUCGCUGGAAUCAUUCCCUAUAAGGAGAUGGUAAAGCUGAGUUGAUAGAGUUUGGACUGUCAUGCAGUUUCUUGAAUUCUUCUGAAGAAUAAAACAGCGUGGCUAAUACAAGAAGUUGCUCUGGUAGUAAUCUGAAUUAAUUAUUUAAACAUAUUAUGCGCCCGUAGUUUAAAAGGAGGUUUCUCAAAUACACGCAAAGACCCUCAAUUGCUGGAACCAAAUCUUAUGUUACCCUCACGAUGAUGACGCUUAUCUGUAUUUUCAAUCAUCUAGGUCGAAUGAUCUCACACGAAAAUGUGUAAACUUAGAAAUGGCCCAGCCCCUCUCGAGUUAUCUCUAUCUCAGUGGUAGAACGAAACUUCGUCCAGUAGUUGUGAUAAAAGGAGUAUAAUUUGCCGGUUAUAUUAUCAAGUGUUUUUUUUAUCUGUGAGUUUAUUGAAUUAUAUCUGAUUUUCCUUUCAGGGGGAAACAAGAUAAGUUCACCUAUAAUAUUGGAGCACUUUGUGGUGAUGGAUGAUUACAGGAAGAUAGCUAAGAGCGAUAUUAACCUGAAGAAAGGAAAAGUCGUUGAUGUCAUCGAGAAGAGAGAAUGUGGUGAGUACAUACACACAAACAAAAAAAAAAUACUAAAUAAACGACGGAUAUUCAUGUUACUUACCAAUUUUUGUAGCUUACAUGACGACCCAUUCCCUCAGGCCUUUUAGGGGAAGUAAUAAAACGGUUUCAGUUUAUUGGUAAAUCAGGAGAAACGAAAAAAACAAACAAACAAAGAAACGAACAAACAACUGAUACUAGCAAAUAAGGCGUCCUAUCGUUUGUCACGCAAAUGGACUUUUUAUUACGUUUAUUUGAGGAAAGAGCAACGAUUUACCUUUUAAAACAUAGCACAGAAGAUUUUUGGAGAAGCAAAAUAUGACCUGGGGCAUGUUUCACACUUUAAAGAAACGCCUUGAAGCGAUGCUUAAGCGAAAAUAACCUCUUGGACUAGGCGGGAAGCUCAAGUCAUCCAAGAUGUAAAACAAGGAGACUUUUGGGGUCUCAGAAAUACUGUUAGUUUACAAUUAGGGUGGGAAGAUGGACUUAACCUCAUCAAUUACUCGCACAGGCUGGUGGUUGGUCGAGUCUGAAGGGGAAGUGGGCUGGGCUCCAGCUUUGUAUCUCGAGCCCGCGGACGAAAUGACGGAAUAUGGCAAUAUACAGACAUUUCAAGUUGGAAGAGGUAAGAUCAGUUUAACGUCAGUUAGAUCUCAAUCUCGUAUCGCAAGUUAAAAGUUACUGAAAUUAGACAAUGCUAGGUAUUGAUAAAGUAUGUCAUGGACAAAAAUUAAUUAUCUUCUCGUUAACUAAUGCAGAUAUGUUUCUGUAGGUGAAUUCUAUGUGACAGCUAAGCGUUAUGUUGCCUCUGAAGAUGAUGAACUGAGUUUUGAAAUAGGAGUAAACCUGCAAAUCCUGGAGAAAAACUACGAUGGAUGGUGGAGAGCCUCGUAAGUUCCAAGAAAAGCUUUAAUUACAUCUCUCGCGCUUCGUGCAAUAUCCAAAAAAAUAACUUAUCAAAGUGUAAUCCAGAAGUAAACUUAGGGCCCAACGAUCAACGCUUGGCGAUGCAGGCCACUAGCUAUACCCAGCAGCUUUCGAGCUGUGGGCAAGGUUACCAGCUAUGGGUCAUCGUCUGAGCUAGAAAAUCUACGUCGUAUUGCCGUUCUUCCUUUGAAAGUAACAGGGGAAAAGGAAAUUUUGAUUCAACUUGUGAUGGUUUUGGAAUUAACCAGCAGGCAGUUGACCUUUACGAAAGAAUUCCCCUUAAGAACGGCACCGUUUAACAUAUCUCCAGCAUUACGAAAGUUAUAGCUUCACUUUGUGCAGAACAUCGCUAUCGCUGCCGGAAGUUAUCCCAAUCGUUACCUGCCUGGAUGGAAUGCCCCUCCCUCGUCUCCCCACAAUUUUCAUCAGGCUUCCUUAGGACUCCCCAAUUUAUACACCAUUUCGCUACGGAACACAACGAGUUAAUAAGCUAAAUUGUGCCCCCUGCGUCUUCCGGAUUAUCAAUAAUUAUACCGGUGGUCAUUUAUUGACAGAUACCUCGGAAGAGAAGGAUUGGUACCUGCCAUGUAUCUGAAACGGCUGGGAUACGAUCGAAGGCAAUCGAGAACAGGAAGAAGGAAAUCCAGAUUGUUUGCUAAAAACCAGCUCCGUGAUUUUGAUGACGAUGACGACAUGGGAAUGAUCAGAGGUACGAAAUUUUAAUUAAAUCACGUCGCAUGUUGUUUGAAAUGGUGGACUCUUCUCUGUGUCAGAGAAAGAGUCCGAUGUGGCAAAACAUAACAUGUUAUAGAUCAUACGUUGGCCAAGAUGAUAAAUUUGUUUUCAUAGCCGAAAAAAAAGCAGCUUAUCUUUACGUUACUCAUUUUUGGCACUUUUCAAGUGAGUUUCUUGGAAAAAAAACACAAAUUUUCCGAAUUACAGGUAAAAGAAAAUUAAAUAAUCAUGAUUGGCUUUGAUUUUCAUUUUAUUUGUUAAGAGGGUGAUGCGAAUUUCUCUGGGCAAAUCAUAUAGGGAAGCGCAGUAAAAACAACGCAAUUCCGAGUAACUUUUGAACAUCCAACAGAAUUUUGAUAUUUUUUUCGGUGCCAUUAGCACCCACAUAUGUAACCACAAUUAGCAUGUAUUGACCUCUGUUGGAUUUUUUCUUCUUAUGUGUGAUACAUAUCAAAAGGGGCAUCUUAAAAAAAGGAAAAUGCUGUUGUAAUUACAAAGCAAACGAGAAAGUCUUUUUCCAGAUUGGUGUCUGUGGAACUACAAACAUCGUAACGAGUCUUUUCAUAUUUUUACCUUUUACAGAAAUUCCUGAAUUUCAGGAAGAAAGUAAAAAGGUAAGAAAUUCAACUCAGAACACCUUUCUCUAAAAUUAAGUUCAUUGAGGGAAAGGAAAAACACACCAUUACAGCUCUCAUAUUAAGAACUAUUUUUGUAUAAAUGAAUUGCUUCAUUGGGUGGUUAAAUAGAGACAAGAUAGGCAUUGAAGGGACCUUAACUAAGACGGGAAAAGAUAACUUUUAUGAGGAAAAAAUCUGUCUCAUUACUGAGGAGGACUAAGUAGAAUGACAAACGCUGAUAUUGAUCUCGAUAAUAACAUUUGCUAAUCCAUUAUUUAAUCUUUUAAAUUAUGGUAGUAGGCUUUUUUGGCUCUCUUCUGAUUGCAUGUGAUGUAAUUUAUCGACAUCAUUUUGUUUGACAGAAAACUAAACUGAGGUUUAGUGGUGUAAAAGACGAUGGGGAUUCUGAUGGCACAAUUAUUGAAAGUUCUGACUUUUUGCAACUGAAUAGACGAAACAAAAAGCCAAGAGGGAACGCAAACGUACAAACAACCGAUAAGACUGCCCCAUCCCUGAGGUCCUUAAUGUCGUCUUUGCACAACGUUGAAGAGGUAUCCGAACCUCCAACGAAUGACGACCGGCCUAUGGAGAUUUCUCAGAGUCGAAGUAUGGAUACAAGUCAAAUGCCAGAGACCCACGAGAUACCAGAAUCAAAUCAAAAUGGCUGUGAAAAUACAGAAACAUUAGAGUCAGGAAACGAUCUCAACAACCUCUCUCCACAAGACUCAAACUCCGCUAAUGGAAACGAGAACGACACAAGUAACCUUCAGCAGCACGACCUAGACGGUGACGAUAAAAACAUUGACUAUUCUGACGGUAGACAAGAUAGUACUACGACAACCGAAAAUGCAGAAAGUCCCGAAAGUUUUUCCGAUACACCGAUAAAUUUCGAAGUGCCUCUUGAUCCAUCGAGGCACUUCCAAACAAUUGCUGUAGUCGAAGACUCUCCAAGACUUCAUUCACCGAAGAGGCUACCACCAGUGCCCUCAGGAUACGAAUCGCCUCGGACUGCAGCUCCUAAGAGGCUCCCUCCUUCGCCUAGUGGGAAACUCAUCCGGCAAGGGGGGAUAGAGAAAGAGAAGUCAGUCGAACUUAAUGAGGAAAUUCAGAAUUUGAGCUCGAGUGACGACGAAUCAGAUCCCGAGCUGGCGCAAAUGUCGCUCAGCAAAGUGGUUCUGCAUGCUAAAACAAGCCACUCCCCUGCAAUUGUUGUUGAUGAAACAGGACAGCUAAGCGCUAAAGGAGAAGAAACAGAAGAGGUUCUUGACUACGAUGAGAAAAUGAGCCUUAAUGGUAGCUUUCGCUCCACAGAAAGCUUUGAAAUCGAAGUAAACGUUCCAGGAGAUGAAGAUGACCUUUCAUCUAACAUCUAUCGUGCGAUUGAGGACUACGAAGUUGACGAUGAAAUGAGCCUCUCCAAAGGUGAGUAUGUCCGAGUUUUAGAUAAAGCAUCUACAGGAUUCUGGUUGGUCAAGAACGAAGCAGGAAUGAAAGGCUGGUUAUCGUCUAGCCUACUUUGUCCUGCUCCUCAAGUCUGGGGAGAAACAGAACGCACUUUGCAAGAAGAAGAUUUUGAAGAAGAAGAAGAAGAAGAAGAAGGCACGCUUCAGAUGUCUUGUCGUGCCGUUGAUGAUUACAAAGCAGAUCAUGAUAGCCAAGAGAUAGACCUACAGAGUGGAGAAUAUUUACGCAUAUUGCAAAAGAAUGAAAACGGAUGGUGGUGUGUACGAAAUGAGGAAGGCGAGAUAGGUUGGGCACCUUCAAAUUACUUGGAAGAGUUCAACGAUGAUGAAGAUAUCGAAUUCUCUCGUUGAAAUGUCAGACUGAAAAAUUGAACUGCCUCGUAAGGCCUAACAUUGGUAUAUCUUUUACAUACGAAGAGACUUUGGCAAAAGACUAAUUAUGAAUAGCGGACUGUUCUUAUGUUAGAACCUUUCUUUCGAUUAUGAUACCCUUUGAAUUUUUUUUUUCAAUUUUUGAGAUAUUUUCUUGAGGGACAGUCUGUAGUCGGCUAGAUAAUAAAUAGAUCGUUCGGCAAGAUUCCCUCUGGUGAAUCGACAGUCGAUUCCUAAGUCAUUGUUAAUGUCUACCAAAGUGUAAGUUUCAAUUCAAUGAUGUUAACUCAGUAAGCUGAAAUAAUUUCACUGAUUAGUGAACAAGUACUUUUCGAAUACAGUGUAUAAUGGGGAUUCAUUAUCGUUGUUAUCUUUAACCUUUCUCGCAGAUAUUUUUCAGUUUGUUCACUGUUCUUUUUCUCAUAAGAGGACGGAAUAAAGGACAAGUAAUUUUCUUUGUACUUGUGAGGCGAGCAUAACAGUUGCUAGCGCAUAAGGCAUUUUGCCAAUGAUGGCAUUUGUUUCAUAUAAAAAUUUCAGUUUUUCGCUUAUCAAAAACUGAUAUUAAAGUACUUAAAUUUUAUACGAAUGAAGUUGAUUAGUAAGGAUCAUGGUAGCUUCCUUCAUAAUACAAUGUCAUUUUAUUAAAAAAACUUACAACAGUUACAAGAAUUUUUAUUUUUUUUUUAAUUACCGUGAGUAAUAUUUUUAUAAAAGCGUAC